Messenger RNA from Amphimedon queenslandica, 865 nucleotides. RefSeq names its product kelch domain-containing protein 4-like. The record is from RefSeq and is a predicted model, not a curated record. Gene Ontology annotation, molecular function: protein binding. Bases 11 to 865 code for a protein of 284 amino acids. The transcript is spliced from 5 exons. NCBI's taxonomy places the organism in Eukaryota, Metazoa, Porifera, Demospongiae, Haplosclerida, Niphatidae.
CUACCUAUACAUGUGGGGUGGGGACCAGCCUGAUCUCCCUGAAGUACACAAUAAUGAGAAGAAGAAAUCAAUGUGUUCUGUAGUGGAGGUCUGUCACCUACCAACUGGUGAGUGGGUACAAAAGCCUACCACUGGUGACCCUCCACUUGGUGUCUGGGGAUAUGCUGCUGCUGUCAUUAGAAAUGAAAUAUUCUUUUUUGGAGGAGAUUGUGGUCAUAGUUACUGUUUUCAUAAUAGUUUAUACAGUUUUAAUGUUGAUACCUUCAAUUGGAAGGAACUCUCUCCUACUACAUCUCAUCAUAGUCCUAUGAUGAAGGGCUACUCUGGCAUGAUAGCAAUAAAAGUGAAUGACGAGGACUAUCUUGCAGUAAUUGGAGGAGAUGGACUAUCUUCUAAUAAUUCCCCUCCACAACCUGGUGCCCAGUACAGUAGACAUGAUGUUUUUCAAUUUUGCAAUGAAGUACAUAUGUACAGAUUAAAAACUGGUGAAUGGACUUCACCAACUGUCACUGGAGAGAGACCACCUCCUACUGAUCAGUUCACUUUAACAUCAAUAACUAAUACCACUGCAAUAUUGUUUGGUGGUGAUAUUAAUGAUAGAGUCAGUAAUGAUGUGUAUACAUUUCAAUUUACUGAUACAUCAGUAAAAUGUACAAAGUUUUCUAAUCCUGGAGGAUCAGUACAAUGGCCUAAGGAGAGAUAUGCUCAUUCCAGUACUAAUAUACCAGACAGUGUCACUGAUAGACGGCGUAAUUCUCUCUCAGUUUGGAAUGAGACACAGACCACUCACUGGAUAAUUGAGUUUGGAGGAAGGAGAGGUGAUUCAUACCUCAGUGAUACAAGAUUUAUUGAAAUUGGUGAGUAG